GGGAGUUCGCUGUCGUACAUUGGUGUCAGUUCAGUGUCAGCUGGUCGUUUCGUCAGAUGGUAUCGUGAAUCCUGUAAUAUCACAUCGAUCAUCGUGCCGAAGAAAGCCAUUCAAGAUGAGCGGGGGAAUGCCAGAAUUGGGUUCGAAGAUUAGUUUAAUAUCGAAGGCAGAUAUUCGUUACGAGGGCCGACUCUUUACUGUUGAUCCUCAAGAAUGCACGAUUGCUCUGGCUAAUGUACGUUCUUUCGGAACUGAGGAUAGAGAAACGCAACUUCCUGUGGUAUACAAAAACUUAAUUAUUGUUUAA
This is a messenger RNA of Ceratina calcarata, 307 nucleotides long. Its product is annotated as protein LSM14 homolog A-like. Gene Ontology annotation, biological process: cytoplasmic stress granule assembly; P-body assembly. Gene Ontology annotation, molecular function: mRNA binding. The transcript is spliced from 2 exons. The coding region runs from base 116 to 307 and encodes 63 amino acids. Gene Ontology annotation, cellular component: P-body. The record is from RefSeq and is a predicted model, not a curated record. Lineage: Eukaryota; Metazoa; Arthropoda; Insecta; Hymenoptera; Apidae.